CAAUUUGUAAUGUCGGGAUGUGUUUCUUGUUUUGAUCUAAAGUAGGUUUUUAUAUCUAUAAUAUUUUAUACAGGCAAUAGUGUUUUUAUAUUAAUUCAAUUGUAAAAUCAAAAUGCCCGAAAUGUCUCUUAAAGAUACAAUUAUUACAUCUAUGAGCGACGCGGUCUGAUCUACUUUUCAGUGUUCGUCCUAUGUUACAUCAUUUUUUGGGCAGUUAAGCCAGCGAUAUUUCUAAAAAAUGCUUCUAGAUGAUUUCGUAUUUGCUCAAGAGCCCUGGCCGGAUAAUGUGAAACUGUUCCAGCCAUAUGAAGUCGAGCAAAUCCUACUACCAGACAAUGCGAGCUGUCUCGCAGUCCAAGCAUUUUUAAAGAUGUGCAAUCUACCAUUCGAAGUAGAGAUGCGGUGGAACGCCGAGUUCAUGUCGCCAUCCGGCCGAGUGCCGUUCAUCAAGUGCGGUGCAUUUGUGGUCUCCGAGCUGGAGCCCAUCGUGCAGUUCGCGGCGAACAAGGGUGUGUCGCUGUGCACUAAACUGACCACGGAGGAGAGGGCUGAAAUGAGAGCGUACAUGAGCUUGAUAACGAACGUCCUUGUCAAUGCCGAGCUCUACAUAUCGUGGAUAGACCAGGAGACCUACAACACGGUGACACGCAUACGCAACUCCUCCGUGUACCCCUGGCCCCUGGGCUGGAUACAGACGAGGUCCAAGAGGAAUAGCGUCAUAAAGCGUCUGAGGGCAUUGCAUUGGUACGAUAAAACACUGGACCAGGUUUUGGCUGAUGUGGAACAGUGCUGCAAUUCGCUCAGUCAACGGCUGGGGGACAAAGAUUAUUUCUUUGGAACACCGACCGAGCUAGACGCUCUCGUGUUUGGCCACGUGUUCACUAUAAUAACGACGCGUCUGCCGUGUCGUAGGCUCGCCGAAACCGUCCGCAGGCACGAGAGCCUCGUCGCGUUGGCGAAACGCAUCGACGAGCAGUACUUCAAGCGCGCAUAGCGGGAGGUUUUCAAGGACAUCUCCAUCGCGUUCCAGAGUCCUUGAAUCCCUGUAGCUGUCUCUUUCCAACAUAGCCUCAACUUGUUGACAUCGGACCUUGUUUGUUGUCUGUGCGCGCGUGAUUUGUUAUCUGUGCUUGUCAGUGUCAGUUGCGUUACGUCAAAGUUGGCGGUUUUCGGUUGUCUCGUAAGAAAAAAACAUAUAAAGAUUGUUUGUUAUAUAUCUCGAGUAGAAAUUUGUUUGUUUGUGAGUUUCAAACGAUUUUGUGACAAAUCUUAUGUUAAUGCAAAGUUUUAAUGAUUAUACUUAUGUGUACAUAGUUCUAGUAUUCCCAUUUUUUAAUCCUAAUUAACUAUUGGCUUGUAUAGAAAUACUUCUCUUAAUAUAAGUGCUUUAGUAAUGCGCACAUUUGUUAAUUAGAACUAUUGAAACAAAAUUUGAAUUUUGGUUGAUCCUAACGUCUAGUAAUAAAUUUAGUGCCAUCAUUUGAUAACAAUUUGUGCAAUCGAGAAAUUCUUUAGAAAAAAAUACUUCUUUUUUCUAUAUCAUUACGCAAAAAGCUUUUAUAUUGUAAAAAGUUAAUGUUUGGUUUCAUUUUAACACGUUUUUAUUAGCUUCGCCUGUAAUUUUGUAUGUAACCGAUUCCUCUACACUUUCGGCCAACUUUAAACGGAGAGAUUUUAAUUCAAACUUUGUUUGUCCUCCGUCACUUAUCGUGGAUCGGUGACAAUUUAUCUCGUGAAAUUAUUGAAUUGUCACCGAUUAUUCUAAAUUAUCAACAAAAACGUUGGUAGGCGUAGUAACGUAGCGUACAGUAGAAAAGUAAAAUAGUAUUUAGUAAUAAGUGAAUCACUAAUACUUAAAAUAAUAAAGUACAAUUGGAAUUCGUGACGUGUGAGAAAAA
Zerene cesonia (dogface butterfly) is the source of this 1898-nucleotide messenger RNA. Its product is annotated as metaxin-2. Gene Ontology annotation, cellular component: SAM complex. The transcript is spliced from 7 exons. Lineage: Eukaryota; Metazoa; Arthropoda; Insecta; Lepidoptera; Pieridae. The coding region runs from base 239 to 994 and encodes 251 amino acids. The record is from RefSeq and is a predicted model, not a curated record. Gene Ontology annotation, biological process: mitochondrion organization.